Molecule: messenger RNA, 1440 nt
Organism: Rotaria sp. Silwood2
Lineage: Eukaryota; Metazoa; Rotifera; Eurotatoria; Philodinida; Philodinidae
Source: the annotation of a GenBank genome assembly
AUGUACGGUGACAUAUUGGUUAUUCUUUCCGAUGAGCCAAUUAAUCCCGCUAAGAGUCAACCGUAUAUUCGAUGCCUCAUUUGUUAUAUUGCUGAGAGACCAUCACUGAUAACAACCAAUUACUAUGAAUCAUAUUCAUAUUUAAAUACUGGUGAACCAUAUCUGCAUGGUGUCAUUAAAAUGAAUGGUCAACAUUCACGUAGUUCAUGUUCAUUUCAUCGUGGAUGCAGCAUUGAAAAUUAUUUAUCAUAUUGUCUGAAAAUCGAAAAGACAGCAGGUCAAGCAGCGUUGUCACAUGCGGGACCGAAUAACAUUUAUCGUCAUGAAACAAUAACGUGCCAAUUUUCGAAAACGACUCUUGAUUUAAGCAAAUUAAAAUACGUUCAUGUAAGUGGUGGUUCACAAAAAGUUACUAUUCGAAACUUAAUUAUUAGUUGCGAUCAAAUCUUUGAUUUAUAUCCAUCAUUUGAUAGGGAUCUUGAACGUGGAGGGAAGGCUUUUCCUCGCAAGAAAAGAUCUCAUAGCCGUGAUCGAUCACCGUCUAUCAAAAUUCCACAAUUGCCUCGUGAUAAAUCUCCAUCUAUGAUAAAUAAAGCUGUGCGCUCUAUUAGAACCUUUUUUGGUUACGAUUCCGAUGGUAAAAAUAUUGAAGCUUCUCCCUGUUCGAUCAAUUGUCUAUUACAAAACUCAACGAAACAUAUCAAGGAAUAUUGUCACCCUUGUCCAUAUUCCGAACUUUGUAGCAAUAAAGAGAAAGAAUCUUACCUACCUCAUGAAGCUCGCAAAGUAGAGCGAUGCUCAUCAAAGAAUCGAUGUCAAAAGCUUGAAGAUCCUGUCCAUCAAGCGAAAUAUCGACAUUCAAGCUAUCCUGACUUUCUUAUUCCAUGUCCUAAUGGACAGAGUCGUCAUAAUAAAACAUUGGACCAUCGAACAAAAUAUUUACAUGGUCAACAAGUAGAACUGACAUGCGAUGAUAUGAAUGAGACAUCCAAUAAAUCAUCAUCAAAAUCACGCUCUGGACAUCAAGAAAAAGAGCAUGAUCGUGAACGAAGAAGUGAUCAAAGAACUAUGUGUCGACAUGGUUCAGAGUGUCACGAUCAAAAUAACGCCCAACAUUGUUCAAAAUAUUCACAUACUCAUGACCAUGGACCUAAGCAUUUGGCUUGUUCAAGUCAUGAACGCAUAGCUUGUCGUCACGAUGAAAGUGAAUCUUCAUCUUCGCCUAGUCGGAAACAUGAACGAAUAGUUUGUCGCCAUGGACGCGAUUACCGUGACAAAAACGAUUCUCAUCAUUGUGCGAAGUAUUCACAUCAAGGCGAUGAACGAGAUCGUGGUCAUAGAAAUUAUGAUCAUAACCGAAUACCUUGCAAGUUUGGAGAAAAAUGUCAUGAUACAGAUCCUCAUCAUCGUUCUAAAUAUUCCCAUCCAAAUAAAAAAUAA